Vigna radiata var. radiata (mung bean) is the source of this 1635-nucleotide messenger RNA. RefSeq names its product vegetative cell wall protein gp1-like. Lineage: Eukaryota; Viridiplantae; Streptophyta; Magnoliopsida; Fabales; Fabaceae. The record is from RefSeq and is a predicted model, not a curated record. Bases 302 to 1339 code for a protein of 345 amino acids. The transcript has 2 exons.
UCAAACAGAAACCGAGAGCUUACCUGUGUCCAACUUUUACGCCCCCAGCAAAGUCUUAAAACAAACCGCAAAUCACUUCUCUUCACACAGUUAAUGGUGGUUUUUGCAUGAUUGAACUACUAUAGCCUUUUUCCUGGUCAACAUCUUUUUUCAAUUGUCUUUAUCAUAGAGAGAAAAAGAGAGUAAAGAGGAAUAAGAGCUUAUAAUUGAAUAGUGUGAGCCUCAUUAUAUAUUUGGGAGCACAACCACCAACUGGUCUUCACUCACAGACACGGUUUCUCAGACAACAAGCCUUAGAAUAAUGUCUUGGAUCCUUGUAAUUCUGUUUCUCAGCCUCACAUACGGUAGUGUUUCUGAGGCUAACCAUGACAAGAAGCUUCCUUCUGCUUCUGUGGUUGGCACUGUCUACUGUGACACAUGUUUUCAACUGGAUUUUUCGAGGGGAAGCCAUUUUAUUUCAGGUGCCUCAGUAGGUAUAGAAUGUAAAGAUGGGAAUUCAGUACCAAGAUUCAAGAAAGAAGUGAAGACAGAUGAAAAUGGGGAAUUCAAAGUGCAGCUACCUUUCAAAGUGAGGAAACAUGUGAGGAGAAUCAAAGGGUGUACUUUCAAGUUAAUAAAUAGCAGUGAGCUUCAAUGUGCGGUGGCAUCAGUUUCAACCUCUUCUUCAAUGAGUCUUAAGACAAGAAAUCAAAGAGAACACAUAUUCUCAGCAGGGUUGUUCUCAUUCAAGCCUGUAGAAAAGCCAAACUUUUGUAACAAAAAACAGAGUGUUCAAAACUCCAAUCCACAUGUUUCUGUGAAACCCUUUUCAAAAAUUCCACCAAAAGUUCAAACUACAGUGUUCAAAUCCAAUCCAACUAAAAGUUCAGACAAACCUCAAUCAAAUAAAGAUUUAGCUGAAGAUUUCUUUUUUCCUCCAAAUCCAUUUUUUCCACCACCAUUGAUUCCUAAUCCAUUUCAGCCUCCUCCCCUCAUUCCAAACCCCUUUCAACCACCUCCUCUUAUUCCCAACCCUUUUCAACCACCAAGCCCACCACUCAUUCCCAACCCAUUCCAGCCACCAAGCCCACCACCCCUCAUCCCUAACCCAUUCCAGCCUCCUCCAAGCCCACGUGCACCCCUCAUUCCUAACCCAUUCCAGCCUCCACCCAGCCCACCGCCAUCCUUUUUUCCUCCUUUACCACCAAUAGUAAUACCAGGUUUAACUCCAUCACCACCACCACCUCCACCACCAGCACCAAUUUUCCCUAUUCCUCCUUUCCCUCCACUGUUCCCACCUCUAUUCCCUCCACCUCACAGCCCUGGCACAGCUGCUCCUUCCGAGAAUACUUCUCCUUGAUUAACUAGAUCUUACCGGUCAAUGUGUAAAAAUUUCUUAAAGAUAUUUGUAAAAAAAGAAAAUAAAAAGAGUUAAAGAGGUGAUUUUACCUUAUUACUUCAUUAUUUUCUUCUUUUUAUGAAUAUUUAUUGAGAAAUUUAUCUGAAUGAGCUUUAUAUAGUGUACAAUAUACAUAUGGUUAUGAUAUAAAUAACUAGACAUGAAGAAGGAUAUGUUGCAGAUAAAGUAGCUACUAAGGAAAUAAAAAUACACAUUGUUGCUAUGUUAGUAAUUAGUAAUAAAUAUGAGGAUUUUGA